UAAUAAUACAAAGCAUAUUUUCGCGCAAUAAUGAUCAAGCUCUCACUAUUUUCCUGGUUGAGCCAGUUUCAUUCUCAAAAUUCUUCAUUUUAAUUCCGUAAUUGUGUGUAAUCCGCACCCUGUAUUUUUCAUUCCAGUAUCGAAUAAUUCACUGUUAAGUUAAUGAUGACACGCGAGUACAAUCUAUAAGAUAGAUCGAUCAUUAAUCGAGCGAUAUUAAUCCGACGGUUUUAGAACUAUCAUCUUUGAGAAAAUGUCAUUGGAGUUAAACAUUCUCUUCUGUGAAAUUUGGAGUAGUUAGCAUUGGCGAGGGGUUACUUGCGCUUGAAAGAGCAUGUUUAAAAGAAUUGUUUCCUACAUAGAUAACAGACACACGGUACUGAUAUAAACGUAAUAGUCCCAGAGGCGUUUGUCUUGUCUCUCCCACUUGUCUCCCCACUCCACUCGCGCAUGAUAAGGUUCGAGUCGGUACAUGUAUGUAUUUAUAACAUCCUAUACCGCGAACGAUGAAGUCAUUCGUUUUCCGACGCGUUAGUCACGAUGCAGUUGUCACCGAUAUUCUCGUCACCUUUUGCUGUUUUAUUGACCACUUUGUUUAUCAUCGGCGUGUUGAAAGUUAUCGUCUUUUUGUACCAGCAACAUACCUACUGGAAGAAGAGAGGAGUACCUUGUAUACGAAUAAUUCCGGCUUUCCGAAUAGCUGGAAGACUGUUGCUGCGACGUUUGAGCAUUACUGACUAUAUCAGCUUCAUUUACAAUUAUGAUUGGGAUGCAAAGUACAUCGGACUGAUGGACAUGACCACUCCUGUCGUCCUUCUGCGUGACACCGAGCUUAUCAGAGAUGUCAUGGUGAAAGAUUUCGAACAUUUUCCGGACCACCGCUCCUUCGCGAAUGAGGAGAUAGAUCCCUUGUUCAGUAAGAAUAUCGCUGCCUUGCGCGGCAAUCGCUGGAAAGAAAUGAGGAACACGUUGAGCCCUUCUUUCACCGCCAGCAAAAUGAAAGUCAUGUUCGAGCUAGUGUCAAAGUGUGCCCGCGAAUUCACUGAAUAUCUGACUGAUCAUCCAGAGCUGUGUUCUUCCAUUGAUACGAAGGAUGCCUUCAGACGGUAUACCACCGACGUAAUUGCCACGUCGGCCUUCGGAAUAAGCGUGAAUUCCAUGAAGGAUCGGAACAACGAAUUUUUCACAAGAGGAGUGGAGACCACCAAGUUCGGCGGCUUUUCGAAUAUGAUGAAGUUUAUGUUAUACCGCGCUAGUCCGCGCUUAGCGAAGGCGCUUGGUUUCCAGCUAAUUUUGCCAGAUACAUCUAAGUUCUUCAAGAGAAUCGUGGCGGAGACUAUUAAAACCCGGGAAGAGCAAGGUAUCGUCCGACCGGAUAUGAUCCACUUAUUGAUGCAAGCUCGGAGCAAGGAGGGUCCUAAUGUGCCCGAGAUGACGCUGGAAGACAUCGUUGCGCAAGCCUUCAUCUUCUUCUUGGCCGGCUUUGACACAUCUGCGACGUUGAUGUGCUUUCUCGCUCAUGAACUUGCGGUCCACCGGGACAUUCAAGAUCGCUUGUUUGAGGAGGUGGAGCUGCAUUUCGCGGAAGGAAACGGCGAAAUCUCUUAUGAAGCAGUGUCGAAGAUGACCUACAUGGAUAUGGUGGUGUCUGAGGCUCUCCGGAAAUAUCCGCCGGCGAUCAUGACCGACAGGCUAUGUACGAAGAGUUAUGAACUACCUUCGACGAAGCCUGGUUGCAAGAACGUGAUCCUCGAGCCGAAUUCCAUGACGUGGAUACCUGUUUACGCGUUGCACCAUGAUCCUAAGUAUUUCCCGAACCCUUCGAAAUUUGAUCCCGAGAGAUUCAGCCACGAAAACAAGGACAACAUCGUGCCGUACACUUAUAUGCCCUUCGGCUUUGGGCCCAGGAUGUGCAUCGGUAAUCGUUUCGCCCUUAUGGAGACGAAACUCUUGGUAGCAUAUCUCCUACACCGAUUUAUCUUCAAGGUCACGGAGAAAACCGUCGAGCCCAUCGUGUUCGAUGCAAAGCAGUUGUCAUUGCAACCCGUUGGUGGGUUCUGGAUCGCAUUGGAAAAGAGGGAAAAGUAAAACGAGACAUUUUACGUAGAAUGACUUACCUAACUCAUAUUUGUCGACAGGUGGAAUAUUAUAAGUAAUGUAUCAAAGUAAAGUUUCAAAGUAGACACUUACUACUGUUAACUUGUUUCGCUUCGUAUAAAAGAGAGUAUUGCUAUUAUUGCGUUCGAUCUAUCCAAGUUUUGCUUUUGAUACGAAAGGUAACUGAACUUCUCAGGUAUUAAAAUGUUACAAUUAUUAAAUUAUUAUGCAUAUAAAAAUAUUUUUCAACGGAAACAAUUUCUAAAGUUUAAUAGGAACGAGUGACUUCGCUUUGGUAAAGUUGCUCUGUCAUUCAUGCAAUUUAGUAAUUUAGCCUAGAGUGUUUAUCUUGAGUGGUCUGAAGUUCAAUCUUGCUGCAGACUAUUUAUGGUGAGGACGUUCGGCGUCAGUGAUUGUUGCGUCACUUGUUGUGCGUCUCUAAUCUUGUUCAUGAAGUAGCAGCCUUUUGAAGGCGGCAAAAGAAUAGAUAGAGAUAUCUCGAUUAUACUCGCGCAAAAAUAAUAAUUUUAGAUUAACUAGUUUUAUAUUUCAUUUAUCAAUGAGUACUGUAUUCUUUCUCCUAGUCAUAUAGAAUAUUGGAGAUUGCACAGAACGUGCACUUGAAUUUAAUUCGUGGAUGUGAAAGUAAACAUAUCAAAUUUAAUUGUUAUUGCUUUUCUGUACAAGAUUUUCGCUCAAAUUGUGUGAAAAUAAAGGAAUACUAAACGUC
Molecule: messenger RNA, 2827 nt
Organism: Dinoponera quadriceps
Lineage: Eukaryota; Metazoa; Arthropoda; Insecta; Hymenoptera; Formicidae
Product: cytochrome P450 9e2-like
Exons: 1
Coding region: 541-2088 (515 amino acids)
Molecular function (GO): monooxygenase activity; heme binding; iron ion binding
Source: RefSeq, a predicted model, not a curated record